Messenger RNA from Ruditapes philippinarum (Manila clam), 3653 nucleotides. RefSeq lists its product as uncharacterized. Bases 1194 to 2651 code for a protein of 485 amino acids. The record is from RefSeq and is a predicted model, not a curated record. The transcript has 2 exons. NCBI's taxonomy places the organism in Eukaryota, Metazoa, Mollusca, Bivalvia, Venerida, Veneridae.
UCAGAUACUCGUAUUAAUUUUCCAUAGGCUUACAUUAUAAGAAAUGACCUCAAAACAGACCUUAAAAUUGAGUUUUCAUCAUAGAGAUGUCAUUUUUCUGGGAGAAUGACAUGCCUGACACAUAAAACUCAUCUCGUUAUAUAGGGGUAGCCGACCAAAUUUUUCGUAAAAUGACUUCAAAGAGGAUUACCCCCCCUUUACACUGUAAUUCACUGCUGAUCACAGGACUGACAUAUACUUUUUUAAAAUGUAAAUAUCAGAGUAAAAAAUUAUCCUACAGACUUACAAAAUACUUCAUUUUUUUCAGAAAACAAUGUACUGUUAGUUUCGAGAAUAGUUUUUAUACUUAUACACAAUACCUUCUCGUCCAAUCACCUAAUGUCCCAUUGAAUCUUACGGUUUUCCCUGCACUUUUUUUAGCCAAUCGCUGGCCAUGUAACAAUACGUUACCCUGACCUAAAGGCAUAUUUUAUUUGUACAAUAUAGAAUUAUUUUGUAUUAUUUAAUAAGAAUAAAGUAUAUCAAAUAUAAAUGUGUUCACUUUUUGUAUUUCAAAUAAGAUUUGAGAAGAUGGUAGCCAUUUCACUAUAAGGCAUGUAAUGCCAUAAAGACCAUGAAAAUAGAGUUAAAUAGAAAAAAAUACCCCAAAAAGUACUAUGAUAAAUCUUCAUUAUUUCUGUUUUAAAUGGAAUGACUCCUCAUUUCAAAUAAUACAUAUAUAUAUUGGUAAGUCUUCAACAUAUGUUCAAAAUAUUUAUUCAAUCAAUCUUAUUUUAGUAAGAAUAGGGGUAGUUUUUGUACCCCACCCACAUAUUUGAAGGUGAAAACUGAAAAAUCUUUGUUUUCUAAACCUGUAAAAGCAAUGAUUGAUACUAAAAUAGUAAAAAAACUCUGCAAAAUGAUGUUUAACACAUAAUAAGUAUAUGCAUAUGGGUCUUUGAUAAAAGUGACCCUCUUAAAUGACACAUUUAAUCACCAAUUAGCCCUUCUCCAAAGCCCAACUAAAUUGUCUAUAUCAGACUCCCAAUCUAAUAUACAUCUGCAAGAUACUAUACAUGACUCACAUAUGGUCAUCUUACACACUUAUAUAUACCUGGCUUAUCUAAGAAAUUUCUGUAUAGUAAAAUUACUGGGACAAAAUUGUUCAUUUUAUACUUUAUGCUGCUAAAAUUGUGUGAAAAUUGGAUAAAAAUAUGGGAAAAAUCAAUUUUAAAACAUGCAAAACCAGAUUUGCAAAGGGUAAUAAUCACUCACCACGUACCGGUGGAUUUAAUUCAGGCACAGGGACAAUUAAAUAUGUCAGACUUGAAAAAAAAUUGAAGACUCUUGUACAGACGAACCCUCUAUUACCCAAGGCGACAUCUUCAGCCGAGAACUCUGACCAGGAGCCCGUAAAUUACAAACUCCUUCGAAGUCCUCCCAAAGACGAUGUGAAACUUCAAUUUAUGUCGGACGAUGCACAGAAUCAAAGUGACAAAAAUGACUGCUACAAGCUGUUUCAUAUCAGCAAACUGUGGGAAAUGGUCAAUGAAGUCAGUCGUGAACAUAGGCAAAAGAAACCAGACUGUCAAGGAAAUCUUUGCUUUGAUUCAUCUUCGUCCAUGCAGUGGGGCUUCGGAUGGCGUGAAAGUGCAAAGUGCCAGAUCUGUACCUAUGUUUCGAAACGAUAUAAGCUUUACGCCGAAAUAGACACCUGUAAGCGGGGAGUUAAACCAGCUUCUGUCACCCGUGGCAUUUCAAUAGCUCUCACUCAGACACCAAUAGCUUCCUCUGGUGUCAGAAAAAUAUGUCAUGGAGGGAAUAUACCAGCUCCCUCAGUUGCCUGCCUCCAGAGGACUGCAAACCUUGUCAAUGAGGUCAUUUGCAAAGAAAAUAAAAGGGACAUGAAAAGAAUCAGGGAAGAACUAAAAGAAAUUAAUAAAUACAGGGGACUGCCACAGAAUGUUAUAAAUGUACAGGCAGAUGGCAUGUACAACAACAACUUGUACAGCGGUGUGGGGAAAACACCGUUUCAGCCUGCAACGCAGGCAUCAUAUACAGUUGCGGAGACAAUAACCUCUAAAAAACAAAUAGUUGCUGCUGAGCAAGUGAACAAACUUUGUUCCAAGCAUGGCUUCCACACUCAAGAAGAAACAGAAUGCGACAACAAGUCUGGACCUUGCUCGGCAACAGCUAGCAUUGAAACAACUAUAGGAGACGAAUACAGAUGGGCAAAAAGCUGCUUCCUGGAUCUACAUCAUGAUGGGCUCGAGGUCAAAUAUCUAACCACUGAUGCAGAUUCAGGGGCUUUUCGUGCUGCCACAGACCUUUACGACAACAAAAUCACAAGCACAGAACCUGUUCAUCAGCUGGACACGAGACAUCUGGCAGAAAAUCAUCGGAAACAAAUGAACUCCUGCUCGCGUCUUUUGAAUAUGAUGCCCGGUCAUAAUGUUGAAUACCGAAAGUACUUAAGAAAUAGGUUUGCCCUUGACCUAAGUCGCCGGUGUACAGCUGAAUUUGAAUCAGUAUUUACAAAGGAAAACGGAGAUUUUUCAAAAAUAACAGAGAAAUUAAAAUACCUUGUUACUGCGAUUAAACGCUGUUAUGCUGGGGACCAUUACGGUUGCAAUCUUCAUUCGAGGGUUUGUAAAGGCGCAAAAAAACAAUAACUGGUUAGUAAACAGUGCUUUCUUGACAAAAAAUUUCAAAAUCAGUCUCAAUAUCCCUGAUAAUCAUGACACAAUGCUUGAUUGGAUUGAAUUUAGACUAGGUGAAGAUAUGUUAAACAAAACUCGUCUUAAUUCAAAUACCCAAAAAGUAGAAGGGACGAACCGCGCUAUUAAAAAAUGCUUACCUAAUAACACCACUUUUCCGCACAACUGUUCUGGACGAUUUUUCAGUGCUAUACACGCUGUAAACAAUGGGCCAGGGGUAUCACUUAUGAAACUAUGCACAGCAGCGGAGUGCCCAAUCCCAAAAGGUGGUCGGGUUGCCCGUCAAUUACUUCAAGAACAGAAACGCGCUGAAAAUAAAAAAGAAACAGAAAAAAGUAUUGAAUUCAAGCUUAAACGUUCAAAAAGAAAAAGUCUUAUGUAUAAAUUACAUGAAAGUACCAGAGAGAAAAACAAAUAUGUAAAAGGACAGUUACUGAAAGACCGUAUUAAUUAUUUAAGUCAAAGACGACGUAAACAAAACCUGAAUAAAUAUGAAGAGUCGAUGCCAUCUACCAGUGACCAUGGAAGUUAUACACGCCCUUUCUGUAGCCGGGCCGGUAAAAGACAUGGGGGUUCGUGCCUGCAGACAUAGACACUAUGACCGAAGCAGUGAAUCCUAGACAUGUUUGUCUCAUGCUUCUCUAGUACUAAGUGCCUAGGGUUUACGCAACCUUUAUUAUUGCAUGUAUGGCUAACAUCUAGUGACGACCCAUCUGGUGCUAGCCGUGGCACAUCCUCUCUUAGCAAACGCUGGUCCAACAUAUAAGCCAGUCUAUGAGUACUUUCAAUGGUCUGAAGACCAUUUGGCCAUUUAAUUUUUUUUCUCCCAUAUCCAUACUUAUCUUUACUCCCUAUCCAGAUUUUACAGUCAAUUUCCCCAUCAGCAUUCAUAAUAAUUGAGUGUUUGUCCAUAUUUUUCUGCAAAUUUGACCAAAAUUGGUUCAAAUCAGCCAUUUU